AUGCCUACACGGCUGCCUCUCUACGCGACGCCGUUCCGGCCGUCGCCCUCUCCUCGCCAGGCGCCAUGGCAGCUGAAGCAGGGUCAUACUGCUCGGGGUAGCUCGCUACGAGCUGUCUCGUCUGCUUCAACAUGGCUCACGGGGAACCCUACCGCUGUCUCUACAGAUGACAUCCUGUCAACCCUGCCCGAUCUUCGAUCGUCAACGCAAACCAAGAUACCCGUACUGCUUCUUACGCCUGGAUUUUCCUCCUGGAUCGAUCCGGCGCACGCGUUUCUCGACCGAUGCGUAAACCAGCUUUUCAAGGCUUCUCCGAAUGCCACUCCACCGUCAACCGUUCACUUCGUUACAGCAAUCGUCGAUAAGAUACCUACACCCAGGGAGAAAAUCGAAAGCAGCUCGACGGCUGAUCUGGAAUCCGAAGGCAUCUCCCUUUUGUUGAUCGACGCGUCGAAUGUUCAGGGGAAGGCGGCUUCUAGUCGCCUUGUAAGGGAUACGCAGACCGAAGAGUCUGCACUUCUGCUUCGGACACAGGCUGCCUCUUCGCGUCAGGUAUAUGAGGUGGGCUUGCGGCUGGCCAACACCGUCUUCUUAACGGGAAAGGAAAGUACAAUUGCUGGGAUGCGCUGGAAGUAUGAUGAUGCCUCGGAAAAGUUUUGGCUAGAAAAAACCGUCGAUCUCUCCAAGUGCGUUGUCAAGACCACGGGCGAGAAUGCCCGCGCUUCCGUCUCGCUUCCAUUGUACCCUGUCUGCCAACGACGGACGGUCGUGUCGAGUAUGGGGAAUAUCCUACGCCAAAUCUCGAAACCUACCACCAAUGGCUCGGUGCAGCCGAUGCCGGCUUCCUCGGAGCUGGAAAAGGAUCUCCCUAGAUACAUCAAGGAGCACAACAUUGUCGACCAAAGGGUUUCUGUGUGGGCCUUGGUAGAGGGUCCUGAUCACCUCGUUGAUCCUACACAAGAGACCUCCCAUUCCCGGGUCAUCGAGUCGAUCCGUCGUGGGGGCAAGCUCCAUCGCGUGGUGAGCGGUGGCGGCGGCUGGGGCAAAAAACAGGGGCUUUUAUCUCUUGACCCAGAGAUCAGCUUCCUUGAGGCAGACCAACAAGAGACCAUGCCACUGCUUGAGAGCCUGUUCACCGAAUCGCAUAGUACCGACACACCCGUUGACCUGCCUCUGCUGUUCGACCAAGAUACGGUCGAUAGCCUCACCACUCUGUCGCAGGUGGCAAGGCAAGGCGACCACAUACAAUUUUUCGUGUCCGUGGAUCCCGAAACGAUAGAAUAUGCUCAUUCGGAGAUCUCUCAAGACGCACAGGCGAAGAUUACUUCGUACCAGUUCGGCGUAGUGGCUGACCCUGAAGCGGCGCCUGGGCUCAACUCUACCGAGGAGAGCGACCUGCGUAUUAUCCCCAACUAUUUUGGCGCAGCGUCCGAGAAGGCCAUGACGUACACACAGCUCAAUCCCGAGGCUGAGUCCAUAGUCAGGACCAAACUCGAUAUUCCUGGUGCGCGAGUGGAAUUGUCCUUCUGA
Penicilliopsis zonata CBS 506.65 is the source of this 1530-nucleotide messenger RNA. RefSeq lists its product as hypothetical. The record is from RefSeq and is a predicted model, not a curated record. The transcript is spliced from 2 exons. Bases 1 to 1530 code for a protein of 509 amino acids. NCBI's taxonomy places the organism in Eukaryota, Fungi, Ascomycota, Eurotiomycetes, Eurotiales, Aspergillaceae.